AUGUCCAUCCAAUCGACCAAUUCUCAGAGCUCGAGCUCGGCAUUCCAAACUCGCCUUCCCCAAGGCGCUUUCGACACUCAUGUACACGUCUUUGAUCCCCGACUGGGACCCUAUGCGGCCGGUCGAGCCUAUACGCCGGAAGAUGCACCUCUACAAGAAUUGCUCGCCUUCAACAAUGCCAUCUCUGGGGCCAACAAUACCACACUGGUACUGGUCCAGCCAUCGCCGUAUAAGACAGACUGCACCGUAUUGAUGCAGUGUCUGCGCGAACUACGCGACCGGGAAAUCCCUGCUUUUGGAAUCGCGGUCAUUGACAUUUCCCGCGUGACGGACCAGGAAUUGCAAGCUAUGCAUGACCUGGGCAUCCGUGGCAUACGUCUGAACUUCCAGGCGGACGGGCACAGAGUAGAUGUCGCAAGUCUGAAAGAUAGAGUUCGACAUGCUGCGGAGCGUAUUCAGCACCUGCCUGGCUGGAUGAUCCAAAUGUUCAUUCCAGUUUCGGCAUGGGACGUACUAUAUGACUGCAUCCUCGAGCUCCCAGUACCAAUCAUCGCAGACCAUCUUGGUGGGACCGCUGGCCCGUCCAAGCUGCCGGUCGAGUUGCGUUCCAAGCCGAUGGCUCAGCCCGGGCUAGGAUCAUUAUUAUCGCUGGCGAGACAGGCUCGUGUAAUAAUCAAAAUCUCAGGUCUUUACCGGAUGUCGAGUGAGACAAGCUCGAAUUACGGCGAUUUGCAAUCCAUCGUUAAGAUGCUUGCUAGCGAGGUUCCUGACCAGCUUAUAUGGGGCAGCGACUGGCCGCACACCGGAGAAGGGCACGAUCGAGUGGGCAAAACAGUAGAUGUCAAAGAGCCCUUCCGAGAAAUUGAUAACCAGGGCGUUCUUCGCAACCUUAGUGCAUGGAUGGGUCCUGGGGCAUGGCAGAAGAUGAUGGUGGAGAACCCACGGCGCGUGUACCAAGGAUAGAGUAUGAUUAGAGGUUCGGAACCAGAAGCUAGACCAAUUCAGUAGAGUAUCGGUUGUGUUGCCCUUCAAAUAAAGUUUUCGCAAGCUGCUGGAUCUUGAUUGGUUUCCCUACCUUUCGUUUGGCCGGGGAGGCCAUCGGAAUGAGCCCGUUCGACUCCAUAUCGCCACGCGUCGGAUGCUUCCGGUCAUUG
This is a messenger RNA of Aspergillus fijiensis CBS 313.89, 1154 nucleotides long. Its product is annotated as amidohydrolase 2. Lineage: Eukaryota; Fungi; Ascomycota; Eurotiomycetes; Eurotiales; Aspergillaceae. The transcript is spliced from 3 exons. The record is from RefSeq and is a predicted model, not a curated record. Bases 1 to 963 code for a protein of 320 amino acids. Gene Ontology annotation, molecular function: hydrolase activity.